CGCCGUCGGAUAGCCCGCCGCCGGAUAACAAGGAACGAGGGUGUGACGUGGUUGUUGACCUUGACGGCAACGACGCCGUCGUCGGAUCUCACCGCCGCCGUCGGACCCGCCCUCUCCGACGGCGCCCUUGGCAUGCCGACUCGCCGAUAAGGUGGCAACAAUGGCAGCUCACUUUGCCUUUUCACCUUUGCUUGCGAUGGCGCCUUCCCUUCGCACGUCGACGCCGCCGCUGCCCGUGACGCUUCUCUCGGGGUUCCUUGGCGCGGGGAAAACGACGCUCCUCAAGCGCAUCCUCGAGUCGCCCGAGCACAAGCUGCGCAUCGCGGUCAUCGUCAACGACAUGGCUGAGCUCAACAUUGACGCCAAGCUGCUCCAAGGGCCCGGCGUUGUCCAGACCAAGCCCGAGUUUGUCGCGAUGCAGAACGGGUGCAUCUGCUGCACGCUCCGCACCGACCUCAUUCGCGCGAUCGCCGACAUUCGCGCCCUCGGCGUCUAUGACUACCUCGUGAUCGAGUCGACGGGUAUCGCCGAGCCGAUGCAGGUGGCCGAGUCGUUUGCGUUCGACGUCGAGACAGCGACGCUUGCGACAAGCGACGACAAGAUGCUCGCGCAUCUCGCAGCGCUCGACACGUGUGUGACGGUGGUCGACGGACUCGAGUUUCCCAACCUCGUGUCGUCGACGCGCCAGUUCCACGAGGUCUUUCCGGUUGAAGACGACGGGAGCAGCGAAGGCACCAAGCACGUGAGCCAGCUCCUCAUCGAGCAAGUCGAGUUUGCCAACGUCAUUGUCCUCAACAAGAUGGACCUUGUGAACGACAAGUCAUCGGUUCUUGCGCUGCUGCGGACGCUCAACCCGCACGCGGCGAUCGUCUGCGCCGAGUAUUCCAACGUGCCGAUGGAGACCAUUCUGCACACGAAGCGCUUCAACCUCGACGACGCCAAGGAAAGCGUCGGCUGGAUGGAGUCGCUACGCAGCGAAGAAACGAAAAGCGAGCAAGACGAGUACGGCAUUGGGUCGUUUGUGUACCGGGCACGGCGCCCGUUCGACCCGACGCGCCUUGCGCUCUGGGUGCGCCAGCACUUUGGCCUCAAGGGCGAUGUCGUGUUUCCCGGCGACCGCGCUGCGCCGUGGCAGCUGCCGAGUGCGCCGUCGCCGAUUCUGCGCUCGAAAGGCUUUGCGUGGAUUGCUGGCCGCGACGACACGAUGGUCGAGUGGAACCAGCACGGCCGUCUCCUCUCGCUCUCGCCGCUCCAGCCGUGGUGGUGUGUGCAGCCCGAGGCCGACUGGAACGUCCCGGCGGCCGACGCAGCGCUCAUUCACUCGGACUAUGUUGCUCCGUUUGGUGACCGCAAGCAAGAGAUUGUCUUUAUCGGUGCCGACAUGAACCGACGCGAGAUCGAGGCAUCGUUGAACGACUGCUUGGUGAAUGACGCUGACCUCCAGCGUCUCGUCGGCGUCGACGCCUUCUCCACGACGCAGCCGCUCCCACUCAAGAUCCCGAAGCGGUCGUUGUCCGACCCGUUGCCCGCGUGGCCCGAACGCCUCGACGAGACGGCGCCGUGGGCCACGGUCGUCCGUGCCGGUCAGCCCGCUCCGUUUGUUGUCGGCGUCGGCGGACGCCUCUCGAUCGCAAGCCUUUGCCUCCGCGUCGCACCGACAAUGGUCGACGACAACGGCUACGAGGUCGAGGCGUCGGACGUACCUUUUGCCGCUGUUCAGGUGUGGUACGACAACACGGCCGGCGACCGCACGCUGCUAAGCACGCUUCGCCCGACCACGUCGACGCACGUCAACUCGACGAUCGUCGUGCCAGGCGGGGACGCCGAGAACGAGGUCGUGCACCGGCUCCGACUGCAGCUGGUGGUCUCUGGUGCCAAGCGCAAGACGAGCGAACACUUGAGCGACGCUGCCGCGUGUUUGGAGGUUCAUGUCAUUGGCGAUGUCGAGGGUCCACCGGCUGAAGACGACGGCGAGGACGACGCAGCAGAAGGCGAGAAUGCGGAAGGCGAGGAGUAUGACGACGCUCAUGACCACGACCAUGACCAUGACCAUGACCAUGACGAUAGCGAUGACGACGACGACGAAAUGUAGAUAGAGUCCACAAGUGUUAGUAGAUACCAACUAAAU
Messenger RNA from Saprolegnia diclina VS20, 2128 nucleotides. RefSeq lists its product as hypothetical. The coding region runs from base 161 to 2092 and encodes 643 amino acids. The transcript has a single exon. Lineage: Eukaryota; Oomycota; Saprolegniomycetes; Saprolegniales; Saprolegniaceae. The record is from RefSeq and is a predicted model, not a curated record.